Molecule: messenger RNA, 1983 nt
Organism: Physcomitrium patens
Lineage: Eukaryota; Viridiplantae; Streptophyta; Bryopsida; Funariales; Funariaceae
Product: protein ELC-like
Biological process (GO): protein modification process; endosome to lysosome transport; protein transport
Cellular component (GO): ESCRT I complex
Molecular function (GO): ubiquitin binding
Source: RefSeq, a predicted model, not a curated record
UCUCAAAGUGUGGCUGGAUGCCAGAAUUAGGGUUUGGAGUUCGUGACUGCACUAAUGUGUUGUGUAUCCGGAUUCGUAGGGAUACGCGGACCUUCGUUGCGUUUUCCAUUCAUUCUACUGCCGUUCCAGGCGAUUGCAAUCCAAGCAUCUGUUGUUGCCUUCGGGCUUCCUUCACCGACACUCGAUCCCGACUUCUUUCCCACUCUUGGUCCUAAAGACGCGUUUCCUCUACGUUCAUCGUCUUCGCUUCGUUUUUUUUUUUGUUCUGAUCUUUUGUCAGUCGGGAGGUGGGUCGGUGGGAGGAGUGCUGGUUUCUUGAGUGUGAUGCAGGAUUUGGCAGUGGAGUUGGUGGUAUGAUUGCGUGGAGAGCCUUCCGUGGAGAAGUUCGUGGUGAUUUGGUCGAGGAUUUGGACAGAAUUGUGAGGUUGGAGACGGAUUAUAGGGUUGGAGUUUUUUUUGAGUGCGAUGGUGGGACGCCCGGGCACUCCGAAUUCGCAAUCCGUGACGCAAUUUCUGAACCAGGCGUUGUCGCAGAGAGGGCCUCAAGCUUUGGCGUAUGUGGAGGAUGAAAAAUGGACAAUCCGAGAGCAUCUUCUGAAAGUCCUUCAGGAGUUUCCGGGUUUGCAGGUCAAGUCUGCUGUGUUCAAUCACAACGAUGGGCGGACCCUAAACCUAUUGCAAGCUGAGGGAACUAUUCCCAUGUUUUAUCAGGAUGUGAAAUACAACAUUCCUAUUAAUAUUUGGCUUCUCGAAACCUACCCUCGCCAACCUCCCCUAAUAUAUGUAAAACCAACUCGAGACAUGGUCAUCACGCAACGCCACCCUAAUGUAGAUGGAUCAGGCAUGGUAAACUGUCAAUAUCUUCAGCAAUGGGUGUUUCCCAGGUCUAAUUUAGUUGAAUUGGUUCAAAGCCUGUCUCUUCUCUUUGGGCAAAAACCUCCUUUGUAUUCAAGACCGACUGCGCCUGUUCAUGUUCGACCUCCGCCUCCUCCAACACCGCCUUUCAUGAACCCAAUUCAUACAGGGGGUGCAACUAUGCAAAUGAAUCCUACUUCGUCUCCAGGGCUAUCUCCUGCUCAAUCCCCACGGCUUUCAAUUCCAUAUCCUCCGUAUCAGCAUACGCCUCUACAUCCUCCUCACAGUCGCAACGACGACCCACAAGAACAAUAUAAGAGGAAUGCUGUUAAUGCAUUGACAGAGAGGGUGAGAAAUGACAUCAAUAGGCUGAUGCAGGAACGGCACAAUGAGAUGGAAUCUAUCUUCAAUACACAGCAACUGUUGGCUCGAAGGUCGGAGCAACUCAAGAGUGGAGUACGCGAGUUGAAUGACGAAAAAGCAGCACUUGAAAGUCAACUACAAGCUACGCUGACUAACACUGACAUAUUGGAGAACUGGCUCAGGGCCAAUGAUAGAGGCAUCACUCGUGCUAAUAUCGAUGAUGUAUUUGAGCCAGUCGAUACCCUGUCUAAGCAGCUGCUCGAAUGCCAGUCGUCUGAUCUGGCAAUCGAAGAUAUAUUGUACGCUAUUGAUAAAGGAGCUCAAGAUUUGGUGAUUCCUGUCGAAGCCUACUUGAAGCACGUAAGAGUUCUCGCCCGUGAGCAGUUUUUUCAUCGUGCCACCGCUCAAAAGCUUAGGCAAAUGCAAGUGUCUACUCAGGUUGAAAAUAUGGCAGUCCGAGCUGCUUAUGUUUCAUAGUGUUUUUAGAUGUUCUGGUUAUUUAGUCCGCUCAUUAGCACUUCCAAAUUAGGUCAGGAUAUCUUUUACGUCUACCGAACUUGGCCAACUGAAGUUCUGUUGUAUAUAUUGUAGUGAGCUUACUGUGCCAAAUGGUGGCCGUCUAUUUGUCCUAUCGGUUUAUAAUGGACCGCCGCAUUAGGCGUGACAGGCGGUAUUUUAAUUGCGGGGUGUGUACAUACCCCGUUGUUAGCAUUUCCCACGCACGACCAACUCUGGCCAUUGAUAAAGUCUGGAACUUGCACCUCA